Messenger RNA from Microdochium trichocladiopsis, 993 nucleotides. RefSeq lists its product as uncharacterized. NCBI's taxonomy places the organism in Eukaryota, Fungi, Ascomycota, Sordariomycetes, Xylariales, Microdochiaceae. The record is from RefSeq and is a predicted model, not a curated record. Bases 1 to 993 code for a protein of 330 amino acids. The transcript has 3 exons.
AUGUCAGCACCGGCUCAGGGCCGUGACAGGAAAGGACUUGGGAAGUUGUUGAGCAGGGCCAAGACAGUCUUCAAAAGAUCCGAUGGCUCGAGACGUGCAUCAAAUGUGUUGGCAACAGACAGCCCUCAACCAACAUCAACAACACCGGCGCCGAGGCCAGCACCAGCGGAGCCAACGCAAAGAGCAAUACCGGAAGGGGCAACCAGGGUGUCACGAGCACAGAUCCAGGACGAAAGAGCACGCAGAUUAGGUGCCAGAUUCGGCAUCGAGUUCGAGCCCCAGGAGUGGGCUAACACUGAAGGAGAUGUGCUACGUAUCGACAAGGCACCACGCAUGCGCAUUCAUCGCCAGUGCCACAAGUGCCAGUCCGGUUUCGGCUCUGGCAACGAAUGCCCAAGCUGCAAGCAUAUGCGAUGCAAACAGUGUAUACGCAACCCACCAAAGCGAACAGAGGCGGAGAAGGAGGCCGCCAGGGCCAGAAAGGAAGAGCUGAUACGACAGCGCGUGGAGAACGCGCCAAUCAUUCCCAGCUACGACUAUUCACAUAUCACAGCUGAGAUCAUCCUCAAAAGACCGAGCCGAGCGACUAGUGGUGAUCUGGUAUUCAGGCCACCCAGGGUGCGGGUUCGCCGAAAUUGCCACGUUUGCAGCACCCUGAUCACGUCGGAUUCGAAACAGUUGAGAACAUGUGAUACGUGUGGCCACAAGCGCUGCGACGACUGCCCUCGUCACCCAGAUGCUCGGAAGAAGUAUCCGUAUGGGUACCCUCACGACGAGGCUGGCAACAAGUUUGCACCUACUCAUCGCUGCCAUGAGUGCCACGCCAAAUUCCCCAGCGGUACGGAAGAUGGAGCGCAAUGUGCAAAGUGUGCUCACGCAAAGUGCCCAAGCUGCCCGCGAGUCAAGCCGAGAAAGGUUGAUCCUCACCUCAACCCGGAGAAGAUGAAGGAGCUGCAAGCCCGCAUUGCGGGACUGAGCCUUGAUGAUUACUGA